AUGAUUGCCAGAAAACUCAAUGAUACAUAGGAAAAUGAAAAAGCCAAACAUUUGUUUGUCAACUGUCUGUGUCAGGAUGCAGAAAGGUCUGAAAAUUUCAAAGAAAGUAUUUUUUUGCUACACACAUGAAAACUCUUAUUAAACAUGUUAGUGUACAAACACAGUGAACAUAGCCAAAUAUGCACCACAGACAGUCGAGACAUGAAUUGAGAUGAAAUAACUUUCCUCCAUAGAAGAAAUUAAAUGAAACAGGUUUUAUUUUAAAUCUUCCACCUUGUAGUCGUGUGGGUCUGAAAGAACCUUGUAGGGUUGAGGAUCAUAAAAUAUGCACCACUUAAGAACUUGAACUGGAUCCAAUUAGACAAGUUUCUGCUGUCACAGGUGACAGCACCUGUUUUACAAAACUCUCAGGCCUCCACCCAAAGCCAACGGCACAGAGUCAAUAAAGAACAAUGAACUAGCAACACCUCAGUGUGCCUUUUACCAAGGGUUAUUGUUAAACAAUCCAUUUUCAGUAUUCUCUACGUCUCUAUGGCAAUUUACGAAGACGACAGCCAGGAAGACGCACACGAGUGCCCUGUGUGCUAUGAGUGUCUGUCGGGCAGUGAGAGGACUUUAAGCUGCGGACAUGUAUUUUGUCACGACUGCUUGGUGAAAACGCUGGUCAGCAUUAACAGCGAUGGAGUCAUCGGGGACACAAUUGCUUGUCCCAUCUGCCGACAUCUGACAUUCAUCAAGAAGCAAAGGGAAGUGCUGGUAUCACUGGCGGCGACCAAGGAUCCAAAUGAAGAGCAGACCCUACAGGUGCCUCUUCCUCCGACGCCGCCGCAGCUCCGGAGCGCACCGCGCGCCACUGGGGACAGUUUUUUGAGCGGAGUUAACCGGAUAGUCCACUGCUGCAGGAACAUCUUUGGACGAAUCCGUCAGGAGAGGUUAAUCGGCCACGAUCAUAAUGCGUGUCAGAUCUUCAUCAUAAGUGCCCAGGGGCGACCGAUGGCUGAGGAUGAUACGCUCGAUGUUGUGAUGACCGUGGUUCACCCUGAGCGCAGGGGAAGACGUAGGGGUUGCAACACGGCGCGAUGCUUGCUCUGUUUGUUGUCGGCCUUUACUUUACUGGCACUGGUGGCUGCGACUUUACCAUGGAUUUUAUUGGCAUAGCGCAGCUGAGGACGCAUUUAGAUCGGAGGUCUAAGUGGAAACGAUCAAAGGAAAACUUAAAGACAAUAUUUAUAGAAAAUGAACGUUGUUAUGCAUGUGAGUUUGAUCAGCAUAAAAUAUUACCAUGAACUGUAUUUUAAAGUAUUCAGUUGGAGUCAUGUUUGGCUAUGGUUUUAUACAGCCAUAUUCUGUAAUUUAUCUCCUUGGUUGAAAUUACCAAUAAAACAUAAAAAAUAAAAAAAAACGUUUACUGACUCACAAGGUACCAAGCAACAGUCUAAAUUAAAAUUUUGCCUUGACGACAA
This is a messenger RNA of Girardinichthys multiradiatus, 1463 nucleotides long. RefSeq names its product RING finger protein 222-like. The coding region runs from base 532 to 1158 and encodes 208 amino acids. Lineage: Eukaryota; Metazoa; Chordata; Actinopteri; Cyprinodontiformes; Goodeidae. The transcript has a single exon. The record is from RefSeq and is a predicted model, not a curated record.